Molecule: messenger RNA, 879 nt
Organism: Acanthocheilonema viteae
Lineage: Eukaryota; Metazoa; Nematoda; Chromadorea; Rhabditida; Onchocercidae
Source: the annotation of a GenBank genome assembly
AUGGAUAUGAAGAAGGAAGAUCAGUUUACUAGACUGAAACAGAAUGCUUCGAAACUUCUCCAGCAGGCUCAUGAACAAGCCUAUGCUCAUCAACGCCGACUAUCUACGAAUGGAAAAUGCCGAUCGGCAUGCGAUCAACUGGAUGCACGUAUCAGGAAACGACUAGACUCUUUCACCCCAGUGAAAUGGGCUGGGAAACCGAAGAAAUUGUCACCUCUAAUGUUUGCAUUGCAUGGAUGGGUUUGUGUAUCUUCAGAUAUGGUGCACUGUGAGACAUGUGGUCAAUAUAUGAGUAUUUUGAUACCCUCGCUGGUGCAUGCUAAUAUUUGUGUUUAUCAGAAAUCAGUCAGAAUGCUUGUUUCCAUGAUCACUAUGAAACAUCAUGUUACAUGUCCGUAUAGGUAUACUUCUUCUGGUACAGACGAUGCCAUACCACUGAACGCUCUCUGCAAAGACGUUGUUAAUCGCAGGUGUGAAAUCAUGAAAGGGCUUGAUUUUGAGCAAAUUAAAGUGAAUAUUCCUGAAAUUUCGUCAACUAUGGUUCUUCAAACGACCGAACAAAAAUGCAAAGCACUCAUUUGUUUUGGGUGGCAAAAAAGCAAAUAUUUGGACGAUGCUGUAGUUUGUGUGUACUGCAAUAGGACAGUAGGGUUAUGGCUUCUAAGAGGAUAUUUUUUUGAUGUUGAGAAACAGCAUCAUAACUGGUGUACUUUUGCAUCAGAUACAAGCCGACACACAGACGGGUGGCAGUGCCGUCACUUUGUACUACAAUGCAUCAACAGCUCGAAGGAUCUCCCUGUCACGAACUGGGCCGCUAAAGCAGAAGUUUGGAAAUCAGCUAUAAUGCCAAAAAGUAUACCACCUCCCAUCGGAGAAUAA